Molecule: messenger RNA, 1132 nt
Organism: Mesorhabditis belari
Lineage: Eukaryota; Metazoa; Nematoda; Chromadorea; Rhabditida; Rhabditidae
Source: the annotation of a GenBank genome assembly
AUGGAUUUCAUAAACUUUUCCACUAAUAAGAUUCCUCUCGAAUCACGGCCUCGUUUCCCGUUUAAAACGGCUCUCCCCAUCCAUCCAAUGUUUAUCCCAAUAUUCUACGGUCUCAGCGUGCUAUGCGCUUUACUAUUCUACUAUACAAGGACCAAGGUAGAAACUUGUGAAGAUGCGAACUUUAAAGGCUUCCAAAAGACCUAUAUUACUGUCUAUUUGUUGGCUGUUGCUGGUGAUUGGCUGCAAGGACCUCAUGUCUAUGCUUUAUCCUUUUCAUUGCUGGCUUUGGUUCAUCUUUACUUUUUUGGCACAAUCAUUGGCUCAUUUGCGGACAAAUUUGGUCGUCGAAACAAUUGUCUUCUUUACGCUUUAUUGUAUGGUGGCGCUUGUGUAACGAAACAUUUCAAUGACAUCAAUAUUUUAAUGAUUGGACGAUUUCUUGGUGGUAUCGCGACGUCAAUUCUCUAUUCAGCUUUCGAAACUUUCGAAAGUUGGCUUGUUUUCGAGCAUAAUAAGCGUGGCUUCAGCGAUGAUCUCUUGGGCACAGUGUUCUCAAAUGCAGCUUUGGGCAACUCUCUUGUCGCCAUUCUUUCCGGUGUCGCUGCUCAAAUGGCUGCUGAUACUUUUGGCUAUGUUGCUCCAUUUGAUUUGUCAAUGUUAGUGUUGGGUGUAAUGUUUUUCCUUGUCUAUGGUACAUGGACUGAAAAUUAUGGAAAUGAAUCAGCAGCUCUUCAGCAUUCAUUUAAAGAAGCUGCGAAUACGAUUAGAAAUGAUGUAAAAGUGCUUUGUCUUGGACUAGUUCAAUCGCUUUUUGAAGGAGCUAUAUACGUUCUCUUUAUCGCAGCGAUUUGUCUCUCCGUUCCAAUCUUCAUGCCCUCUUCAGGCAUCUCCAUUUUCAUCGGAUUUCUCGUUUUUGAGGGUUGUGUAGGCAUUUUCUGGCCAGCAAUGGGUUUCUUGCGGGGUGUUUAUGUGCCUGAAGAAACUCGUUCCACUACAAUCAAUCUCUUCCGAAUCCCCCUCAAUCUCAUCGUCGUUUUCAUUCUCUUACAAAACUUCUCAAUGUUGGCAAUCUUUCACUUCUGUGUCUUCUUCCUUUUAUUGGCUGCUUGUGCUCAGCAUGUUCUUUCUACAA